UUAGUAGCGAGAGCGACAGGCAGAAGUAAUAGUUCAACUUCCCGCCAGUGUGCUUAGUUAUACUUCGCUGCCUCUGCUUCUCUCUUUCUCUUCCGCCUUCUACGUUUCUGACACAGCCUCUGCUUUCAUCCAUUACGAUGGCAAACAACAUUGAAGAUUUCGGAAUUUCAAAAGAGGAAAAGGAUAAGCUUGUUGGAGAAGUAAUCCGAUACAUGCUUUUCAGAACCCAUCAAAACUCGGGGUGUCCGAUUAAGAGAGAGGAACUAACGCAGCUUAUUACAAAGAAUUAUCAUCAGCGGAACCUUCCUACUUUUGUUAUCAAUGAGGCUAAGGGAAAACUUUCCACUGUGUUUGGUUAUGAAAUGAGAGAGCUUUCAAGGUCUUUCCCAUCAUCUAAAGCUCAGACACGUUCUUCACAAAGUGGUGCGGAUGCAAAAUCAUAUAUCCUCAUUAGUCAACUUCCACCUGAUUUGUAUGAAAAAUAUGUUGUGGAUGAGAAUACAGCAUACAUGUCUGGUUUCACGUUUGUCAUAAUUAGUAUUGUACAUCUUGCUGGCGGAAAAAUUCCAGAAGAAAGUCUGUGGAGCCAAUUGAAUAGAAUGAAUUUGAAUGACACUGAAGCAAUUCAUCCUGUCCUUGGAAAUGUUAAGCAAGCAUUGGAACUUCUUGUUCAGCAAAGGUAUUUACAGAAGGACAAAGUUCAUGGUCCUGAAGGCAAUACCAUGUAUUAUGAGCUUGCUGAGAGAGCUUCAGAUGAACCAAUCAACAACAAAGUCAAGGAAUAUAUAACUCAGAUUAUGGCGGACACUGCCUAAUCAGUUGUUCGCUCUUCGGUAUCUCAAUUUGGAUAUAUUAUUCUGAUAGAGGUAAAUGGAGAGAUACUAACUAGGUUGUAAUUUACUCCUGAUCAAUUUAAGGCUUAAGCUCUGCAAGAAUAUCAUUCUACAUUUUGUGUUCAGCAAAUUCUGCUAAAAUAGAAUGUAUAAAUAUUAGUAAGAUGCAUGCAUACUAUGUUUUCUUGGCAUUGUAGAAGGGUAUUUGGUUUAAAUUUCCUACUAAUUGGAGUUAUGUUAUUUUUAGUUUA
Molecule: messenger RNA, 1084 nt
Organism: Trifolium pratense (red clover)
Lineage: Eukaryota; Viridiplantae; Streptophyta; Magnoliopsida; Fabales; Fabaceae
Exons: 7
Coding region: 138-815 (225 amino acids)
Cellular component (GO): nucleus
Source: RefSeq, a predicted model, not a curated record